This is a messenger RNA of Cloeon dipterum, 1880 nucleotides long. RefSeq names its product granny smith (gene grsm). Gene Ontology annotation, molecular function: manganese ion binding; metalloaminopeptidase activity. The record is from RefSeq and is a predicted model, not a curated record. The coding region runs from base 155 to 1723 and encodes 522 amino acids. Gene Ontology annotation, biological process: proteolysis. The transcript is spliced from 9 exons. Gene Ontology annotation, cellular component: cytoplasm. Lineage: Eukaryota; Metazoa; Arthropoda; Insecta; Ephemeroptera; Baetidae.
UGAAAAACAAGAAACAAAACGUCACAGCUGACGAUAGCAGACCGUCAGACCGACUGGGACUGGGACAGGCUGAAGAAAUCGAGCAUUAUAAUCGUACGCAGCCAGCGUUCUCCAAAUUAAAGCUGCCGACUCACUUUAGUGCCGAAAGGCAACUAUGGCAGCCAAAAUCGAAUUUCUAAAUUCGCUGCCACCAACUGACCCUCAGAAGCACCCAGUUCUGAUUGUUGGGCAGACGAAGCAUUUGAGUAAACUCACAUUCAAUGAUGUCAGAGCCAAGCUGGAGCCGAGAGUCACCGAUCAGGUGUUCUCCUCUGCUAUAGCGAGUUUGCACCCAUCACCAACUGACUCUUGUCCACUCUACUUGAACCUGGCCGUUGUGGCUGCUCUGCCUGUCAAGUGCAGCCGCCACAACACGCCUUCGAGGGUGCACGCGCUCACCAAACUGGUCAAAAGCAGCUCCGUCGGGGUGGACGAGACAAUCCUGAUUGCUUGCGAGAGAAGUGACGUGUACGCAUCCGCUUGCGCUGUCGCUCGAGCCUAUCCGCUCUACUCGAGGAAAACGUCGAGCAACGCCGGUACCGGAACGCCGCCCACUGUGUCUGUCUACUUCUUGAUUGUUUCCGACGACUCUCCCUCGGUUGAGGUGCCCUUGCUGUCCUCGGAGAUUGCUUGUCUCCAGAGUGUCUCCUAUGGAGUUAGGCUGGCCGCUAAAAUUGUGGACAUGCCAUGCAAUGAAAUGAAUGUCAGCCACUUCCUAAAGGAAGUGAAAAGCAUUGGAGAUCAGGUUGGCGCCAAGUUGACAGUCAUCCGAGGCGAGGAGCUAAAUGAACGUGGAUUUGGAGGAAUUUACGGCGUUGGCAAAGCAGCUGCUGACCCUCCAGCCUUGGCUGUGCUCAGCCACUGUCCCGAAGGCGCCACUGUGGACGUCGCUUGGGUCGGCAAGGGAAUUGUCUACGACACUGGUGGCCUGAGCAUCAAGGGAAAGACAGCCAUGCCUGGCAUGAAGAGAGACUGCGGAGGCGCGGCUGCGGUCCUCGGCGCUUUUUACACUGCCGUGAAACAAGGCUUCAGCCAGAAUCUUCACGCUGUCUUCUGCAUGGCUGAGAAUUCCGUCGGACCUCUCGCCACAAGACCUGAUGACAUUCAUACCCUCUACUCAGGAAGGACUGUGGAGAUCAACAACACAGAUGCCGAAGGACGGUUGGUACUGUCUGACGGAGUUUCCUAUGCUCAAAAGGAUUUGAAAGCGUCCAUCAUCAUCGACAUGGCAACCUUGACUGGUGCCCAGGGUAUCAGCACUGGCAAGUACCACGGUGCCAUUCUCACCAACAGUGAGGAUUGGGAACAAAUUGGCGUGGAAGCUGGCAAGAAUUGCGGAGACCUGCUUUUUCCGAUUCCUUUCUGCCCAGAACUGCAUUUCAGCGAGUUUGCCUCUGCUGUCGCUGAUAUGAAGAACUCGGUUGCUGAUCGUAACAAUGCCCAGGCUUCCUGUGCUGGUCUCUUUGUUGCGUCCAACCUGGGAUUCGAUUGGAAUGGAACUUGGGUGCACAUCGACAUGGCCUACCCAGUUCACAGCGGUGAGCGAGCUACAGGCUACGGCGUGGCUCUUCUGACCGCUAUGUGUGGUCACUUUUCCACGGAUGCAACCCUUCUUGCGCUCAGCCCAAACAACACAAGCAGCGAGGACGAAGCCAAAGCUCGCAAGAAGCAGCGCCGCAACUAAAGGUUUUUAUUCCAGGCUCGAAUAGGAUUUCGUAAAUAAAAUAACACUGAAAGAAACAGUCAUUUUUUGUGCUCGAAAUGCUUUCUGCCAGUAUUUUAUAAAUUUUAUUUUGGACAUUUUUAAAAUAAAUUAUAAAAUUUUGGUUCUUAAACCUCAA